Penaeus vannamei (Pacific white shrimp) is the source of this 1183-nucleotide messenger RNA. The record is from RefSeq and is a predicted model, not a curated record. NCBI's taxonomy places the organism in Eukaryota, Metazoa, Arthropoda, Malacostraca, Decapoda, Penaeidae.
AUGAGUCCUGAGAAUUGCCUGGUGGUGAGUGGACAUGGACAAGGCUGUGGUGUGGACCUGGUUGAAUCCAACCUUGCAGUUAUGCCGAGUUGCAGGUUGUGGGUUGUGGCUGCUACAUGUAGUGGAUGUAGUGUGAGAAUUCAGAUGUGGGGUGUUGGAUGGGCAGCAACACAGCUUGCCAAAACCAUACCAAAUGUUACGGUCUUUGGAACAGCCUCAGCUCACAAACAUGAGGCUAUGCAAGAGAAUGGAGUAGACUAUGCCAUCCACCAUGGUCAGGAUUAUGAAAGAGAAAUCUUAAAGGUCCGACCUCAAGGUGUCAGCAUUGUCUUGGACAGCUUGGCAGGGGCCGAAUUUACCAGAAGUCAGAACCUUUUGGAACCUCUGGGCAAGGUGGUGCUAAUAGGAGCCAAAGGAAUGAUUGAGGGGGAGCAUCGCAGUCUGUGGUGUAUUCUGAAAACCUGGUGGAACACAAAAAAUGUCUCUCCUCAGUCUCUCAUCAUGAAGAACCAUGCUGUAGCAGGUUUCCAUUUAACUGAGCUCAGAAAAAGAGACCCAAAAGCUUUUCGAAAAGGAUGGAUGGAGGUCAGAGACAUGAUAGCUGAUGGGGUAUUACGUCCUAGAAUUGAUUCAGUCUGGAAAUUUGAAGAAAUUGUAGAGGCGUCAAAACAAAUUUCUGAGAGGAAAAACAUUGGGAAAGUUAUUAUUAAGCCAUGAAUUAAUGAACCUUUUGAUUCAAAGAGCCUGAAUGAUGUAGCUAGCUACAUGCAUGUGGAAUACUCUGUGUAUCUGGCUUCUUUACCUUAAUUUUUUAUAAAUGCUAAUUUUGGUGUUUAUGUCUGUCAGUAGCCUUGCAAUUGCACAAUAGUUCCAGUAGGACUUCUGUAUUCACUUUUACCUGUCUUUGCUUAAUUCUUUUUCAGUCUGGCCAACAGGAAGACAAUUUCCAUGAGUUGCUUUACCUAAUCCUAUCAAUAUUGAUGCUAUUAGCAUUAUUGUAGACAAUUUGAUUUUUACAGUGUUUUGACAUACAUAAGGUACAGCAAUAUAAGAUACCAGAAUGCAUUUCUGAAAAUCAAGGAAAAGGUUAAACAGGUGAGAUAGGUAGUACUCAUAAUUGGCUCAUUGGUGACUUGUUGAGCAAUCUGUGUGUAUAGACAAUUUGUGUGUAUAGACAACUAAU